AUGACGGCCAAAGCGGUUAAUAGGAAACUUAAGGUCAUCGCCUCUGAACUCGCAGCAUUAUUAUCAUUCAGCUCUCAGUUUGAUGUGUCAUCUGGUAACAUCAAUGAGGUGCGUGCAAGAAUCGAAUCCUUGCCUGAGGUUGCUGAAAGAUUUGAACUGCUUCAAACCGAAUUAGAGAACCUUGAGGAACAUGUACCUGAUGAGCAACGUGUUUCAGAACGAUUGACACACAAAGAUCUUAUGUUCAGUGUCAAAGCAUCCUUAAUGAGUCUUUUGGAGUCCAAGCAGGAGAAAGGUUCAAGUGCUCCAUCAAUUAGUGAAGUGACAAGACUUGAUGGCGUUAGUGCAAUGAGACUUCCGCCAAUUGAUGCACCAAAAUUCAACGGUGAUUGGCAGAUGUGGACGUCGUUCAUAGAUUCAUUUAAUGCUAUGUUUCACAAAAACAAGGAUUUGCUCCCAGUUCAACGGUUGUACUAUUUAAAGAGUUGCUUACAAGGACAGGCUCGUGAGGUUAUUAGUUCAAUCCCUACUAUUGGUGAAAACUAUUUACAAGCAUACAAUACAAUAGUUAACAGAUAUGAGAAUAAGGGUGCCAUUAUUCAAUCACACAUUCGGUCACUCUUAGACACACCAAGAGUACUUACUGCGUCAGCCACAGAGCUACAAAAUCUUCAUCAUCACAUCAUGUCUAAUGUCAACGCGCUAAGGGCUGCAACUCAACCAGUAGAUUCUUGGGAUGCUUGGUUAGUAACGUUGAUCUGUAGUCGCAUGGACAGCGCCACAGUUGCCGAAUGGCAGCUACAUUAUAACAAAAAGGACUUGCCAUCUUUUACUGAAAUCGAAUCGUUCUUGUUUAAUAGAAUCGCUGCUUAUGAAGCUGGGGAAAUGAACAGCCACAAGGGUGGUUCCAACCCAGUGCCUGCAAAGUUGAUCCCAUCAUCGUUCAACAAACAGAAACUCUCUAAAUUUAACGACAAGAAAAUUCUGUUUGCCAAAUAUAACGAGAGCAAACCUAAGUGUAUCUCCUGUAACUCUGAGCAUUACUUAUUUCAAUGUAUGAAAUUUAAAAAUUUGUCAGUUGAGGAACGCAGAGAUGUUGUGUUCAAGAAUCGGUGUUGUUUCAACUGCUUGCGAUCUGAUCACCAAGUGCGUCAAUGCAGAUCGUCAUCAUGCACCCAAUGUGGAAAAAGACACAACACUUUGUUGCACCUCAGCUAUGGAGAGCAAGAGACAGAUGAGCCACGCAAUGACGAUAACCAGUCAGAUCAGGGGUCAAGUAGCGCAUCACCCAAUGUAGUCGGUUGUGGUAUGGUAAACAGAACAGUACAUUGUAAGCCUACUAUUCAGGUUAUAUUGGCUACAGUUGUGGUCCAUGUGAAUGACUCAUCAGGUAACGUGAUGCGUUGCAGGGCAGUACUUGACUCAGGAUCUCAAUUGUGUUUUAUCACUAACAAACUGGCUCGACGCCUCGGGUUACAGAUAGUCAACAAUACGGUUCCUAUUACUGGCAUCGGGCAGUCACGAUCAUCUACCAGCAAAUGUUGUUUGGGUACAGUGCAGUCUCGGUUUGUCCAAACACAGUUCCAGGUGCAACUUCAUGUAUUACCUACCAUCACUGGCGACCUUCCAACACAGAGGUUUGACACAAAUCAAUUAAACAUCCCUCGUGAAAUACAAUCAAAUUUAGCUGAUCCUGAAUACAGCAAACCUGGGUCUGUCGACAUGCUCCUUGGUGCUGAAAUAUUUUUUGAGAUUUUAAGACAAGAUAAACACUUUGUAUCAGAGCAUGCUGCUUUCCAGGACACUGUGUUUGGUUGGAUUUUGGUGGGUAAAGUCCUCACCCAACCAUCUGUGUUAUCGCUGGUACGUCCAGUCAUAAAUCAAUGCUCUGCAUUAUCGUUAUUCACAUCGGCAGUGUCAAGACGGUUAUGCGAAGAGGAAGAAUCUGUGGAACAACAUUUCACACAAACCACUCGUAGAAAUGAAAGAGGACAAUUUGUGGUUCGACUUCCGCUGAAAGAACAUCCUUUGUGCAUAGGAAAUACAAGCAUUAUAGCUAGGAAACGUUUUCUUAAUCUCGAACAAAAAUUGAUCAAAGACAAGGGGUUGUCAAAUGAAUACGACAACUUUUUGAUGGAGUACUUGAAGUUGGGGCACAUGGAAAAAAUUGGACAGUUCAAUGAAACCCAAUCCAACGGAUAUUACAUACCCCACCAUGCAGUCUUCAAAAGCACCAGCACAACCACGAAGUUACGAGUAGUGUUUGAUGCAUCUACUAUAGGUUCGACAGGGAAAUCGUUGAAUGACUUACUCAUGAAAGGUCCAGUUGUCCAACCUACUUUGUAUUCCACACUGUUGCGUUUUCGAGUCCAUCAAGUAGCCCUCACAGCAGAUAUAGAGAAGAUGUAUCGACAAAUACUGGUUCAUAAUGACGAUUGCCAGCUACAAAAAAUAGUUUAUCGGUCAAGGCCAACUAAUGAGCUUCAAGAGUUCAUGUUGAAAACAGUCACGUAUGGUACAAAAACUGCCCCGUACUUAGCCACCAGGUGCCUGGUACAAUUGGGUAAUACAUGCACUGAUCCGGACUUAGCAAGAAUUAUCCAAAGGGAUUUCUAUGUAGAUGAUUUAUUGACAGGAGCAGACACCGAGGAACAAUGUUAUGAGAUUUUCCAAAAACUCACCAGUGUGCUCAACGGCGCCCAGCUACCAUUAAGGAAGUGGUGCUCAAACUCGUCAACACUCUUGUCCUUAUUACCUACUACCACUGAUGAUAACUACAUAAUAACAUUGUCAGAAUCUGACUCAGUGAGUGCAUUGGGGUUGCAAUGGCAACCAAGCACAGAUAGUUUUAAAUUUGUCAUGAAACCAUGGACUCCACCUAAACGAAUGACUAAGCGUAGUUUGUUGUCAGAUAUCAAUAGUAUUUAUGAUCCCAUUGGUUUGAUUACUCCAGUACUCAUCAAAGGAAAGAUUUUUUUACAACAGUUAUGGAGUCUGAAAAUUGACUGGGAUGAAGUAUUAUCAGAUGACAUUUGUUCAAGGUGGACAACCUUUUAUUCCAGCCUCCAUCAACUUGUUGAGUUAUCAGUACCUAGAAAGGUGUUACUCGCCGAUGUGAUCAAUCUCCAGAUACACGGUUUUUGCGACGCGUCUCAAUUGGCAUUUGGUGCUUGCGUGUACCUGAGGUCGGUCACACGUGACGGCAGUGUGUAUGUCCACUUGUACACAUCGAAGUCCAGGGUCGCACCACUGAAGGCCACGACCAUUCCGAGGCUCGAAUUAUGUGGCGCUGUGACAUCAGCCGAACUUGUCCUUGAAGUUCAAGCCGAAUUACGUCAGUUAAAUGUCAUAGUCCCACCUAACAAUGUAUUUUUAUGGAGCGACUCCACAAUUGUUCUGGCGUGGAUCGCGAGCACUAGUUUAUUCCAGGUGUAUGUUUCAAAUCGUAUAGCUCGUAUCCGAGACUUAUCAACUACGCGUCAAUGGCACCACGUCCCAACAAACGAUAAUCCUGCGGAUGUAAUUUCACGAGGUGUUGACGUGCGUACAAUCACUGUCUCCUCUCUUUGGUGGCAUGGGCCAUCAUGGUUGAGUCAAGAGUCAAUUGCAUGGCCAGACUGUCCAUCGUUACCAACAGAGAUGCCUGAAGUUAAACCUGUGAAAUUCGUCUUAUCAGCAUCCCAAGCAGCUUCACCUUGGUUAUUAGAAUCAUAUUCAGAUUGGAUGAAAUUGCUGCGGAUUUCAGCUCUUGUCAUGCGGUUUAUCUCAAAUUGUCAGAUAAAAGCAGAGUGUAAAGAAAACCGGUGUGUUGGGUUUAUUCUAUCGCAAGAGUUACAGGUAGCAAGGAACCACUGGUUGCGACAAGCUCAAGCAGUAGCAUUUCCUGAAGAUUAUUCUUUGCUAAAAAACAAACAACAAGUUUCCCGUCGCAGUUGCUUAAAACAGUUAAGUCCAUUCAUUGAUGAGGCUGGGCUCAUUCGUGUUGGAGGUCGUUUGAUGAAUGCUUCCAUAUCAAGCUCCAUGAAGCAUCCCAUCGUAUUACCAUCCGCCAGCCAAGUAACUCGAUUACUGUUCAAAUAUGAACAUAUCAGAUUACUGCAUGUAGGACCAUUGGCAUUGUUAUCACAUAUCAAUAAUUAUUACUGGGUUAUUAGAGGUCGGUGCAUAGCAAGAUCCACCGUAAGUCGCUGUAUUCAAUGCUUCAAAACCAGUCCUAGAUUUGUAUCACCAUUCAUGGCACCCCUUCCACGUGAAAGAGUGACCAUCGCAAGACCUUUUGCACGAACUGGUGUAGAUUAUUGUGGCCCGGUGAUGGUGCGAAGUGGGUUAAGGAAAGUUACUCCUCUGAAGUGUUACGUGUGUGUGUUCAUUUGUUUGGUAACCAGAGCAAUACAUCUAGAGUUAGUGGCGUCAUUGUCAGCAGAUGACUUCUUGAGCACCUUAUCCAGGUUUAUGGCUCGUCGGGGGCAAUGUCGAGAACUGUUCAGCGACAACGGUACCAACUUUGUCGGCGCAGAUCGAAUCUUGCGAAUGCACAUUCAGGACUGCCAAAAGACAACCAAAGUACACAAUUUUUUAAGCAGCCGAGGCAUUGACUGGCAUUUCAUACCUCCGUCAGCACCUCACUUUGGUGGCAUUUGGGAGGCGGCGGUCAAAUCAGCCAAAAAACAUUUGUUGCGUGUUUCCAAAGGCGUUAUGAUGACCUAUGAUGAGACUACCACAUUGCUAUGCCGCAUAGAAGCAGUUUUGAAUUCACGGCCAUUGACACCACUGUCAAGCGACCCUUCUGACUUCACUGCGUUGACAGCUGGCCAUUUUUUGAUUGGUGGUCCAUUACAACUCCCACCUGAACCAGAUUGUACAGGCAUUCCACAGAACCGUCUGCGUCGAUUCCAACUCAUGCAAGCCCAAGCACAGAACUUUUGGAAACGGUGGUCUUCUGAGUACUUGCCGCAGUGUCAACGACGUGGCAAAUGGACCAAACUCACACGCAACAUUGAAGUAGGAGAUUUAGCAGUCUUGAAGAAUGACAACAGCCCACCUCUGCAAUGGGACCUAGUUCGUGUUACCAAGGUUCAUCCAGGCCCUGAUGGAAUUGUACGAGCAGUCACGGUACAAAGUUCUUCGGGCGCUGAGUUCAAGCGUCCAGCAACCAAGUUGGCUGUUCUACCCACCGAGAACGAUGAAGUCGGAGAAGGGCAGAACAUGUCUUAA
Messenger RNA from Macrosiphum euphorbiae (potato aphid), 5214 nucleotides. The record is from the annotation of a GenBank genome assembly. NCBI's taxonomy places the organism in Eukaryota, Metazoa, Arthropoda, Insecta, Hemiptera, Aphididae.